AUGCCGUCGUAUAUUGUGACUGGAGCUAGUCGGGGAAUUGGAUAUGGCUUCAUCCAAUAUCUCUCCCAAAAUCCAGACAAUAUUGUGGUUGGUCUAGUCCGAGACAAGGUGGCGACAGACAAAAAGGUCCAACAAGAUGGCUUGAAAAAUGUUACAAUCCUCCAGGCUGAUAUAACCGACCGUCAAUCGCUGAAUGCUGCUCGGGAUGUUGUCAAGACCCUGACCGGCGGUUCCCUCGACUACCUGAUCAACAAUGCGGCAUAUGUGUCCCAUCUUACCACUGGCAAAUUUCUUGACGAGUUUGAAAAUGACCCUGCGCCAUUGGACGAGGACAUAAAGACGGCCUUCGAAACCAAUGUCGUCGGAGUCAUCUACACAAUCAAUGCCUUCCUUCCCCUCAUUAAAAAGGGCCGGGUCAAGAAAGUAGUGACGUUGACCACGGGCAUGGCCGACCUGGAUUUUGUCAAUGAGCUUGGGGUCUGGGAAUCAGCUCCGUACAGUAUGAGCAAAGCGGCAGUCAACAUUGCCGUUGCCAAGUACAGUGCUCGAUACAAGGACGAUGGGAUCUUGUUCGUUUCCAUCUCUCCCGGGGUGGUGGACACGGCAGCAGCCAAGGCACCUGGUGUGGAAGGACUCGUUCAGAAGUUUCUGAAGGCAGCGCCUAACUUUCCUGGCCCCAUGACUCCGCUUGAGUCAGUCGAGCAGGUGCUCAAGGUCGUGGACUCGAAGAGCAUUGAGAAUGGUGAUGGGGGUGCUUUCAUGUCGCACCACGGGAACAAGAACUGGUUUUAA
Messenger RNA from Fonsecaea nubica, 792 nucleotides. RefSeq lists its product as hypothetical. The record is from RefSeq and is a predicted model, not a curated record. The coding region runs from base 1 to 792 and encodes 263 amino acids. Lineage: Eukaryota; Fungi; Ascomycota; Eurotiomycetes; Chaetothyriales; Herpotrichiellaceae. Gene Ontology annotation, molecular function: oxidoreductase activity, acting on the CH-OH group of donors, NAD or NADP as acceptor. The transcript has 3 exons.